Molecule: messenger RNA, 12354 nt
Organism: Syngnathoides biaculeatus (alligator pipefish)
Lineage: Eukaryota; Metazoa; Chordata; Actinopteri; Syngnathiformes; Syngnathidae
Gene: pcnt
Product: pericentrin
Exons: 61
Coding region: 229-12033 (3934 amino acids)
Biological process (GO): signal transduction
Molecular function (GO): molecular adaptor activity
Source: RefSeq, a predicted model, not a curated record
UGAAUAGUGUUUGACAGUUGUUUUCCUCAAGGAAGCUUCAAGAUUUUUUCACAUGCCAAUUUUUGUUCGGAAGAAGGAUAAGUUUUGUUUUCCAGUCCAUUCGGGACUCGCUUGUGCUGCAUUUUAAUGCUUUCCUCUCAACUAGGAAAUGGACGAAGAUGAACGGCAGAGGAAAUUAGAGGCUGGGCGAGCGAAGCCCUUAUAAUCCCACUGCCGAAGUCGUCUAACAUGCCACGGAAGCAGUCGCUUGCUAUCUUCCGACAGAAGCGGGCGAAGAGCAACGGUGCGGGGGCGGAGAAAAAGGCGGCGAAGAGGUCGGGCCCUGCUGUCGCGCAGGAUGACGGUUCGACGCAAGACGGCCACGUAGAGCCGCUGCCGGUCAAUCACAAAGAGCCGGACGGGAACUCCGUCCAAGAGAAUGCGUUGAACCUCAACAAAGUGGAGAUUCAAAGAGAUGCGCUCCUUAACACAGAGGCGAGCAUUUCCCCCAUCGGCGAACUGGCGGAGGAGGAGCUGGCCGCGCUCACCAGUCAAGAACAGCAGCAGCAGUUGGAGCGGGCCGUGGUGAAGAGCAAUGACAUCAUUGCCAAGCUCAGCUUCAACUUGCAGGAGGCCCGAGCUAGUCAAGGCGAGGAAGUGCAGUCCCUGACCUGCCAGAUCCAAGCCCUACAGAAACAGCUCCAACAGCUGCAGACUAGCGCUGGCUUUCAACGCUUAAAAAAUCAACCUGGAGCGGAAGUCUACAACCGAGCUAAGCAGCAGCGACGACGCGACUCGCAAAAUGAGGACCUCAGCACGGAAGACGCGUCGACGGAGCAGUCGGGGAGCGUGGGGCUCGUCUCCCGGACCAGCGCCGAUGGCUUCAGCACCGACAGCGAGACUGAGGCAGACCCUGUUCUGUCUGAGCUGAAAGCGAAGCUGCGAGAGGAGAAGGACAAUUGCCUGCGCCUGCGUUCUGAGCUGGAGAAGGAGAAGGAGAAUCACCAACAUGUGCUUUCAUUACUGGAGGAUGAAAGGAACGACCUGCAGACACAGCUGAGCAGAGUUCGGAGUGAGUGCCUUGAGGAGAAGGAGGUGCUCAACAGAGAGCUGCUGGAUCUGAGGAAAGAGUCGCAGAGGAGAUGGUGCGAGGAGGAAUCCGUCUUCGCCCGCCGUCUCGAGGACGAGCGACUAAAUCAGGAGGAGGCCGUGAGGAAGUUGAAAGAGGAGCACAGAGGAGAGCUGGAGAGAAUCAACCGGCUGUUGGAGGAGACCGCUGAAGAAGUCUCACGACUGAAAGCCUCCAAGAACCUCGAGAACCAAGCCAAAGCCGAUUUUAGUUUCCCUGAGAUAACCGGCGCCAAUGGCAGCAGGGGUGAAACGGGACCUGCCCAGGACGACGUGAAUGUCGGGGUACCGGGGGACAUUCUAAUAGAGCGCUACUUUGCACAAUCUUCAAUGAAUCAUGUUGGAUCUUGCAGUGAGCUGGACUUCUCUUCAGACCAAAGCGAGUUUAACAGCGACGCUUUCCACGACCAACCUCUGCUGUCCAUCUCCAACUGUCCCCCCAAAGAGGACUCGGAUGUCCACGAGGGUUCCUCCGUGGACGGCAGCUCAAACACCCCGUGGCUCAACAACUCCGUGUUCGAACCCGAGGAGACGAGCGCCGUUUCUGAUCAGCUUUUCAGAGAGACGGACCUCGCCAAAGAGCUGCUCAACCAGCAGUGCGGCGAGCUACGUCAGGAACUGUCUGCGAAGGACCGUGACUUGAAUGUGUUGCGAGAGGAAGUCUGUAAGACAGCUGAAGAGCUGGAGGAGGCUCGGAGCAGAUGGGCUCAAGUUACAGAGGAACUCUUGCAAGCCCAAAGGGAGCUCGAGGAGGAGAAGGAGUGGAGGAGAUGCGCCGAGGAGGAGAUGAACUUGAAAAGUCUGGAGCAAGACGGCCUUAAGAACAAACUAGCUGCCUUAUUAGAUGGAAAGGCAGCGGAAAUCUCAUCUGAAACUUCCACGCUGGUCCUUUCAAUGGAGGAGGAUAAACCGUCCGAGGAGCUUAACGAGAAAAGUCAGAAUCUUAUAACGUCACAUCAAGACCAGCAGGAGAUGCCGGAAGUGUCUCUACAGGAGAUUAAACCGACUGUGAAUGGUACUUUAGAUAACAACCAUUUGCAAACACCGCAGGCCAAUGAUGAUGAAGUCAUAUUAGAGCUAGAAGAGACUAAAAGGGGGAAACAACCCACAUCUACCUUGCUGGAUGAAAGGACUGCGGUGAUGGAGCGAAUGGCGGAGGAGCUCCAUUGCACACGUGCCCAGCUACGAGGCGUCCAAAUGGAAGUAGAAAGCCUACAGUUAGAACUGGAAAAGAAGCAGAGCAGUUUGGAAAGUGCUGAGAAACUAAGGAGGGAACUGGAAGCUGAGAUUGUCAACCUGGAGGAGGCCCAAGCCCUGGCGGUGCAGGAGAAAGACAGACACCGGAGCAUAGAAGAGGCGAUAGGUGAACAGAUGAAGAAAAUGGAAGAGGUCCUCAAGGAGGAAAUUGAACGGUUUAAGAACCUGGUACAAGCUAAGGAUGCAGAGUUGGGUGAAGAGCGAGAGAAAUGGGAGGACGAGAGACGGGAGAAGGACAAAGAAGUUGAAGAUGUGAGGGAAAUCCUCGAAGAGCUCAGGAUGGAGCGGGAUGAGGAGGUCAAGGGCCUGAUGGAGAGGCAGGUCUUGGCUGUGAGGGAGGCUACAGAGAGACUACAGGCAUCUCACCAGCGAGAGGUGGCGGAGGUCCUGGAUCAACAUCAACGAGAGAUUUCCGAAUUGAACAGCCGUAUGGAAACUGAGCUCCUGGCGCAGAGAGCGGCCAUGGAGCAGGAACAGAAGCGACAGAUCAGCCUCAUCAAACAGGUGACUGAACGUGAGCAUGAGCGGAUGGUGUUGGAACUGAAGGAAAAUCAUGAGGUGGAGCUUAGUAGGCUGAAGACGGAGGUCACCAUGGAGGUCACAGAGUGUCUGGAGGCGGCUCACCAGGUUGAAAUAGAACAGGCGCAGGCCCAGAAGAACCGCGAGCUUGAAGCCUUGCGCCUGAGCCUGAUAUACCUCCACACCUCCCAGCUUGAAGUUUCUCAGGACUCCACUCUCGUAGAGGGUCAGGCCUCCCUGCGGGACCAGCACCAGCUGGAACUGGACCGCAUCAGAGAGCAGAAUGAGGCACAGCUCGAGCGACUGCGUGAGUCGCAUCAACGUGACGUGGAGGAGUUGAAGCAGAAGUUUGCUGACGAGAAAGGUUCUAUGGAGGAGAAGCAGACCAAAGAUAUACAUGUUCUAAGAUCUGAGUGGGCGGCUGACGCUGAAACAACCCAGUCGACGUUCCAGGGAAGCCUUGCCAGCACCUGGGCAGAGCUCGCCGAAACACAGGCCUCCCUCGCCCAGUCCAACGCAGCUUUAAUCGAAGCCAAGGAAUCUUUGUCGCACGCUCAGACGGAGCUGGAAGAGUCAAAAGCGCGUCUGGAGAGCUUCAAGAUUGCCACUCAGAAGCAGAAGCAGAAACUGGAGGAGGAAUUGAAGCAAUCCUGGGCUGACGGGAAUGCUGCUCCCUGUUCUCUGGAGGAGCUGGUGUCCAGCCACAAGGCUUUGCUUCAGGAGCGAGAGCAGCAAGUGCGGCAACUAGAGGAGAAGCAGUGCCAGCUGCAGGAAGAGCAGGUGUCACAGCUGCAGAAGGAGAAAGAGCUGCUGAAGAAGAGCUCGCAGCAGGAAGUAGGCCAGUUGUGGACUCAGCUGGAGAGUAUGAGAGCCAGUCGUCAAGAGCUGGGAGAGCUGAAGGAGCAGCUGUUGGCUCGCUCGUCCCGUGUGGACGUCAUCGAGCGCCUCAAAGCUGAAUUUAAUGAACAAAAGCGUGAAAUCAAAGAGCAGAACGAGGCUGAGCUGGAAAGCCUGAGGAGGUACUUUGAGCAGCGGCUGCACAUGUCUGAGGAGAGCUCCAGAGAGCAAAUUGCCCUGCUGCAGCUGAAACUAGUGGAAAGUGCUUUGGAGGAAUCUGUGCUUAAAACCACAGAUCACAGUUUCGUGUCGCAAGAUCUGACCGAAGAGACGGAUGGCGUGCAAUGUGACACAAGCCUGAAAGUGGAUAAACAAAAGGAAGUGCUUUACACCCAAAUGGAAGACAAACAUAAAAUGGACCUCAGUGACCUACAAUCAUCCUUUCAGGAAGAACUGCAUCAGGUGCGUUCAGAUCUCGCAGACCAUUACUACAAUGAGCUGCAGGAGAUGAAGACUCGCCAUUCCCUUGAUCUUGAGCAUCUCCGAGCCAAACUUUCUGACCGUCAUUUACAAGAGAUCACUCGUGUGCACAUGGAGGCAGCAAGACAAGUCGAGGUUGAGGUGGAACUGCGCUUAUGGUGUUGCACCGAGGAGCGGCACACCAGCUUGACCCUCAUUCACACCUUGGAGAAGACACUGGCUGAAAUGAACAAACUUAAUGCAGAGCUGCAUAACGCCACAGAAAAGAUGAAAAAGGAGUUUGACGAGGAGCGUAUCGGUCUCAAAGAGGCGCUGUUCCAACAAGCCGAGGAGGAAAUGAGGAGGAUGAAAGCGGAGCACGAAGCUGAAAUCGCUGCCAUCAAGACUGAGAUGGACAAUGAGAAGGCACACUUGCAAAAUGCUCUCUUGGAGGAGAGGGAAAAUCCCCUGAAAAAUGAAUGCUCUCAGACUCUAAAAGCAAGGUACGAUGUGGAGCUGCAACGUGAGAAGAGGAGCAUGGCAAAGGAAAUGAAAGAGCUUACGGUUCUACUCCAACAGCAGGCCGAGGAGCAACUAAAACGAGCCCAAGACAGAUUCGAGGAAGAAAAAUUUGUGCUGGAGCGGUGUUUGUCUCAAAGAAUUGAAAUCUCUCUGGCGGAGCUGCAGCACAAACAUGACACUGAGCUGGAACAGGAGCGAGCGGCCCUCAUGGACAAACACGCCAAAGAGACGGACUCGCUCAACGCUGAACACAAAGCGCAACUGGUUGCGCUCGGCACCAGGCACGGGGAACAGCUCGCGGCUCUGACUGCCAAACUGCAGUCGGAGUACAAAGCGCAGCUUUUCGCCUUGGAAGUGGACCUCACUUCCAAACGCGAGGAGGCCCUGCAAGCCCUGGAGGAUUUGUUUCAAGAAACAAGUCAGGCCCAGCUGGAGGCUCGAGAAGCGGAGCUGGCUCGGAAACACCAGGAAGAGAUGGAUGAAAUUGAAAAGAGGAUGCUCAGUAAUAUGGACACCUUGGAAGCCACGUACCUGAAGGAAGUCCACGCACUGCGUGAUGAAAUAGUUCACCUGGAACAGAGGCACCACCAAGAACUCACCGGUGAAAAGGCGGAGCAUCAGCACGUGGUGGAGCGUCACGUCGCGGAGAAAGAGGCUCUCAGGGAGGAGCUGCGACAGGAGCUCGCUCAGAUCCACAUGGACAAGUUCCGGGCCAUGGCUGCCGAGCUCAGCCUCCUUCAUCAGACUGAACUGUCUGCUCAAAAAGAGUCACUGGAUGCUGAACACUGCAAAGCUCUCGGUACCCUGAAGGCACAGGUUCUAGAACUGGAACAGCAACACAGUACUGCACUUCAGGAGCUCACAGAGGCUUACACGUCUGAGAAAGAACACCUCCAACAACAGCACCAACUUCAGCUACAGGAGCUUAAAGGAGUGUCUGCGCGGGAACUGGAGCAAUGUCGCCAGGAGCUUGAAGCGUUGUCGUCAAUUCAACGCCAACGCUUCCUGGAGGAGGCGGAGCUCCUUAAAGUGCAGUCUGGGAAGAAGCUGCAUGACCAGAUUCAUCACAUGAAGGCUGAGAAGGAGGCGGAGCUUGAGGACCUGCGCCGGGCUUUGGUGUCAGAACAGGAAGAGAAGGAGCGCAUCUACACCGGCAAAAUGAGCCAGCUCACCGCUCAAGUGCAGCAGCUAGACGCUGUUGUAGCCCAGCUGCGAGCAGAGGUUGGUUGUCUACAAGCUGAGUUGGAGGGCAAGUGUGCUGAGAUGGAGACCCUGGACACAAUCCUCCAAAGACGGGAGCGUGAGAGUCAGGAGGGAGGCAACCAUCUCAAAAUGCUCACCAAUGACUUGCAGACCGCCAAAGAGGAGAGACGUAAACUGCAUAAGGCCAACAAGAAGAUGAAAAAUGUGCUGAUUGAGAUGCUCCGCAGCACGAUUGCUACAGAAGAGCUCAUCGGCCAAAAGGUUAACACCAGAAGCAACACGUCUGAGGAAGAAGUCCAUCAGACAAACUCAUCGGAGAAUAAAGAUGCACAAGAAUCAGUUGCAGAUGUGACUCCAUCUGAGGACUUGGAGCUGACCCACCAGCUCUGCGAGAGUCUACUGGUCUCAGACAUGCACAUUAAUCCCGGAGGAGAGGAAGCAGCCAUGAGCGCCUGCAGCCGACUGCACCACACAGUGGAUAAGCUCCUGGAGCUGCUUAAUCAUGCCAACGCACAGCUGGAGAAGACUCAUAAUGUUCACUUGUCUCUGGAGGAGAGGUACUCUCAAGGCAAAGAGGAUUCUGCCCAACUCCUCAAGGAGCACAAUCUCUUGUUGGUGCAGUUUGACCAGGAAGUCAAGUUGAAGAGUGAGCUGGAGCUGGAACUCCACAAGGCUGAGGGUCUGGUGGAGGGUUAUGUGGCCGACAAGGCAGCACUGGAGGAGGCCCUGCUUCAGAAGGAGGCUCAGGAGGAGCGCUUAGUGGAGGAGCUGGAGGACCUCCGGCGGAAAGCGCACCGAACGGAGGGCCUCCGCGCUGAGCUGGAAAACCUUCAAGCCAAACACCAGGAGCUGAGCGAGGAGCACGCCACGCUCCUGCGCCAGAAGGAGUACCUCUCUGCCGGCCUCGGGGAGACGGAAAAAGGUCUGCUGGCAGAGACGGAGCGCUUGACCCAGGACCGGCUGGACCUGCAGAGACAGGCCAAGAAGGACCACAGCUCUCUGUCGCAGCGCCUCCGGGCCCUGGAGAGGGAGCUGGAGGAGCAGGAGAUCAAGAGCCAGGAGAAGGAGCUACACCACAAGAACCACGCAGAUGACCUCUGCCAGCGGGUGCAAGCGCUGGAGAAACAGCUCAAGCACAAUCGGCACUUCAUAGAGGAACAAACUGUCGAGCGUGAGCACGAGCGAGACGAGUUCCAACAGGAGAUCAGGCGGCUGGAGAGUCAGCUCAGGCAGACUGCUGGCGGUGACAUCAAAGGCCACAAGUUUGAGGACUUGGUUCUGCAGGUGGAGAGUCUGCAAGCAGCCAUCAAAGGCAAGCUGGACGACAACGCGUCCUUGGUGGAGGCCAACCAGCAGGCGCAGCAAGAGCUCGCCGAGCACAACGAGGAGAUCGAGAAGAUGUCCGUGAGAAUCCGUGAGCUGGAGCAAGCGUUGCUUAGUAGUGCUGAGCGUAACAGACAACUGGAACAAGAACUCCACCGGGCCAAAUUCAGGGAGGAUGAGCUCACACAAGAUAAGCAAGCCCUGGAACAGCAGCACUUGUCCAACAGGCUUCAGAUAUCGGCACUGCAGUCCAGACUGGAUGAGACGAGACACUGUUAUCAUGAAGAAAUGCAGGAACCCAUCCAGGAGCUCAGGGAUGCUCUGGACGCAGCGCAGCAAAGCCUGCAGCACAAGCAACAAGAGGCGGAAGUUCUUCUGGGCCAACUGGACAAUGUGCAGAGGGACUUGAGCAUUAAGGAAGCGGAGCUGAAACACCUCACACUCCAGCUGGAGCGACUCACUUGUGAGAAUGCAUCACUCGUCGAGCAGAUCGAGACCCUCAAGGAGCAAGUGUCAUCUCUAAACAUUCUGGCAGAGGAAAAAGAGGUACUAAAGAAGGUGGAAGAGCCAGAGGAGGAGAGCCUCUCCUCUGCCUUGCUUCAGGAGAAGAACCAGGAAAUUGACCACCUCAACACUGAGAUCCAAAGGCUGGAACAGGAGCUGGGGGACACCAACAAUAAGGAUCUCCAGGCCGAGCUUUACGACUUGAGCUCGCAAGUGGAGCAUCUUCAGUCCGAAAUUGCGAGGUUGCGCCAGGACAGGAAGGAAGAGGAGGAGCGCCUCCACGAAGUCAUCAGCACGCUGCAGGCAGAGCUCUCCAAGCUCGGGCCCAAUGUGUACGAGGUGAGCGACUCACAGGACGGCGACAGCAUCAAUCCCUCGCCAUCUCCCAGCCCCGAGCCUCGAGGCGGGCCCAGCAGUCUGAAGCACGAGCUCAGCCUGACUCACUCGGCCUCCUCUCGGCCGCUCCGCACGCGCCUCAAGGCCCUCCAGAGUCAGCUGGAGACGGCGGUGGCAGAGAAGGAGGGCUUGGAGCGUUUGCUGCUCACCCAGGAGGAGGAGUACAGAGGGCACGGCGAAGAGUUUGGACGACGGCUGAAAGUGGAGAGGGAGAAAGCAGACAAGAUCCAAGGCCUCCUCAAUCUCAAAGAAGCUGAGCUGGUGGGCAUCGAGGAGGAGAAGAGUGCUUUCAGACUACGAGCGCAGCAGGUGGAUGUUAUGCAAAAAGAAAAAGAGCAUCUCGCCUCUGUGGUUACUCAACUUCAGCAGAAAGAACAUGAAUUAUUGAGAGAAAAUGAAGGUCUAAAAAUCAGAGAACAGGAAAUGAGGACUGACAGCAUAACUCUGGAAGCACAAAUCCAAAGACUGCAAGCCAAAGUGGCAGACACAGAGGAUGCCGUCGCCCAGGGGCAGGCGAGGGUGAAUGCACUCGAGACUGUCAAGGUGGAGCUGUCUGACGAACGAGAGGCGCUCAGGCGGAGGGAGGGGCAACUCCAGGAAGAAAUUGAAAGGCUCAGGCAAGAAGCCGCUGCGCUGAGGACCCGUGCUGAAGAGCUCACCGCUCAGCUCCUGCAAAAGCAGAGUAGUCAAGAUGAUGCUCAGAAGGAAGUGCUGAACCACGCUGAGGAGACCCUGGCUAAAGCCGAUGCCGCCGUAAGGUUGAGGGAGACGAAGCUGACCAGACUGGAGGCAGAGCAUCAGGCCCUGAGGGGGGAGUUGACCACUGUGAAACAAGACUUGCACAGCAGCACUCAAAGAGCUGAAAAACUAUGUGAAGAAGGACAGAGCAAAGACCGUGCUCUGGCGGACCUGGGGAGCGACAACCACUGGCUGAAAGUGGAGCUCGUACGCCUGCAGGAGGAGCUGAAAGUGCGGGAGGAGACUCUUUCCUACCAGCGCAGAGAGCCGCAGCAAAUCAGGCCGCGCAGUCUCCAACCGGAAAUGCUUGGUCGCCACAAAGCGAGCUCGCACAGGGAUGUUUCUCAGAGGGCUUUUGAAGACCUGGUGAGCAUCUACCGUGACAACACCUCUCUGAGCUCCCCGGAGGUGCUGCGACACCUGGAUUGCUCCGAAGAGCUCCUCCAGGAACAGCGCCACGCCUCGACUCUGGGGUCUCGUCUGUCUGAGCUGAGCGCACAGGAGCUAGACCACCCUCGAUUCAACGAGUCCCCCGGGGUGGCAAUGGACCCUCCGCUCUCCAGGACCAUAACUCCAGACCCGACCUCACAGAGCAGCCACUCCCCGCGGUCUCUCUCCGUCUCGGACAACUUCUCUGUUGUGGACUCAGUCAGUGCAGAUAAAGUGUAUGAUUUGGAAGGACUUGACCUAACAGCACCCCCAUCAUCACUCGGCUCCACCUCUUCCUUGUCAGCACCGGAAUGGGCCAGCGACGGCUACGGCAGCAACGUGAGUUCAGAGCUCGGCGCGAGGCUGCGAGUGGAGCUGGACCAGACUGAGAGGCUGGACGCUCAGUUUGUCGAGUAUCUCCGCUGCCGAGGCAUGAACCCCACCGCUAACACGGAUAGCGCUGCAGGCAGCAUGAGCUACAGCGAUGACCUCUUGUCUCCAGAGCUUCAGGCCCUUUUGAGGAAAGUGUACCAAGAAAGCUGUAGAAUACUGACCUUGUCCCAACGUCGCGCCCCGUCGUCGUUCCAUCCGAUGCAUGCGGCGGAAUUAAACUCACUCUCACAGCCCCAGGAGGAAGAGGUUCCCACUUUACUGGACGAGGGGGAUAAGCCAUGCUCCAGCCCACCCAUGGGAUGGCAGCAAGAGAAAAGAGCCCUGCAGAAGACGGUCAUUGCGCUGCGUGAGCUGCUAUGUCAAAUGGCGAACAGACGUACACGUACUGAGUCCAGAGGCGACGCCGACAUAGACCUGCUAAAUGUGGAAUCUCAAACAAGAGCAGAGCUGGAGGAGAGCCAAAAGCAGCUGAAAUGUUCGCACGAGACUCAGCAAGAGCAAAAGAACAAAAUACAAGCACUCAGAGUGACUAUAGAAGAGUGCGAGGAAACUUUGACGAAGGAACGGUUGCUGGUCCAGGAGCUUCAACAACAGCUGGAACAAGAACGAGCUCUCAAUAUCCGGCAAGGGAGAGAGAUGGAGCAAAGACUGGAAAUUAUGCGAGCGACGUCCGAGCAGCGGCGGUCCGAGAUACUGGCCCUCCAGGGUCUUGUGGAGCAGGAGACUGUGACGUGCAGCAACCUGAGACGUGAGCUCCAGAUCGAGCAGUCCCGCAGUGUUCUGCUGGAGAAGCGUUUGGACGACUCGCAGAAGAAGCUGGAAGACGAGCGGCAGCACUCGGCCGACCAGCGCCAGGAGAUCACCCGGCUAGGACACCUCUUGACCCAGUCAGAAUCCCGCGUGUCUGAAAUCCGUUCCAAGCUCGCGGACGCCCAAUUGACGUUGGACGAAGAGAGAGAUCGCAGCGCCAAACAACUGGACGAGACCCGCCGCAGACACGAAGCCGACGCAGCCCGGGACAGGAAGUUAAUCGCCGAUGCGCGCUCGCAGCUGGAUGAGGAGCAAAGGCGAGGGGAAGAACUGGCGGCCUCGCUGGAGAAACUGAAAGCGCAGGUCGUGCAGUACCAGAGGAUGCAGGACGAGGACAAGAGCCAGGAGGAGGCCUUGAGGGAGCAGAAAAGAAAGGUUGAAUGCACUUUGGAGAGACAAGCCGUGGAGCUUAGCCAGCUGAAAGAGAAGAUACGACUGCUGAAGGACAAGGAGAGGGAGCGGGAGGAGCAGUGGGAAACGGAGCGCAGGAAAGCCUACCAGGAGCAGAUGGAAAGGGAGAUACGGCAGGAGAAAACCAACAACAACCUGCGAGAUUUAGAGCUGCUGAGACAGCAGGACAGGCAACGUACGGAGGAGCUGGAGCGCACUUUGGCCGAGCUCCAAAGAGAGAAGCGGGACAUGUCCGCUCAAAGGAUGUCGGGACAGAGCGGCCAAUACUGCCAUACAGACGGCGCCAACGCCGGUGCCCGGGGCUCGCAACAGACCCAGCAGAUCCCGCCCACUUCCUCAUCCACCCUGCUGGAGAAGCUGCAGAGCGACAACGCAGAGUUGACACGUAGUGUGACGUCGCUGCGCCUAGAGCGGACAUCUUUAAAACAGAAAAUCACCUGCUUGGAGCGCCAGCUGCAACGUGCCGAGCACGAGCUUGCCAAAGUGGCCACGGAGAGUGAAAAUAUACCCGUCAACGGAAUGACCCCCAACCACAAGGUGCAACGUUUAUAUGUUCGCUACUUACGUGCGGAGAGUUUCCGGAAAGCUCUGGUGUACCAGAAACGCUACCUGCUUCUGCUUCUGGGAGAAUUCAGGGAAUGCGAGCAGGCCACCCUGUGCAUGCUCGCCACCAUGGGGGCACGGCCGUCGCCGCCGCCGCCCUCGUCACGCACGCCCCUCAGAAAAUUUAGGUCGGCGGUCCGGGUGGUCAUUGCCAUUUCGAGAAUGAAGUUCCUAAACAGGAAGUGGCAGAAAGCGUGCGGGACACCGAGUAACCACGCUCCAGGGUCGAAAGUUGAGGUAUUAAGAGAGCAGCAGCAGCAGCAGCAGCAGCCUCGGUUGAAUUCCGAGUCCCUCCCAAACAGAGACGCGGUGUCUGCUUUUGUUCCGUCCAGCAAAUACCCCUUCAAGCUGUACAACAGGUCCUGUUCCAACUCAACUUUGGCCUCUGCAGCGACAUCCCAAGAACCAGAAAAAUCCUUGACCGAAUACAUCCACCAUCUGGAGAAGGUCCAGCAGCGAUUGAUCGGGACCAUGCCAGGUCCCUCAGUUGUCCAGCAUGACCCCAAGAAGUGUGACCAUUGACGUCUCCCGUGUUUGCAGCCUUCUGUGCCUUACAUUGACAAAAAAAGAAUCACGUUUUUUACAUUUAUGGUAUAUGGUCUUGUUAUGGUGGUUAUUUGUUUUUAGCUUUUUUUAUAUAUUUUUUAUUGAUCUGUUUUGAUCAGGGUUUUUUUUUUUUAAUUCAUUUUUCUCAUUUUAAUUGCAUUUUUUUACUCAUGUUGUACAUCACCACAUGUGCUACUUUUUUGUUGCAUAAAAAAUUUGAGCUGUUCAGCUCAUUGUACAUUGUUCUAUUUUGGAUUAUCAAUGUUUCUACUGCUGUUAUAAUAAAUAUUUUUUAAA